AUGGAGCAAACAGAUCUGAAGGGCCCAAGGGACCAGGAGAUCACUCUCCACACCAUCGUCUGUUCCCACUACAUCUCGCUCCCUGUAACCUUUGGUGCUCACAAUAUUAAGGAUCAGAAAAACAACAUUCAGCGCAUCCCUGUUGUUAAAACCAUCAUUCAUAAGGGCUAUAGCCCUGAAAAAGUGGUCAAUGACAUCAUGCUACUGAAGCUGAAACACAAAGCUCAACUCAGUAAUGCUGUGAAGAUCAUUGACCUUCCAAAGAGUCAGGACUGGGUGAAACCUGGGCAGGUGUGCACAGUGGCAGGCUGGGGACCACUGGCCAAUUGUAUUCUGCCUAACACACUUCAGGAAGUGAAGUUAGAAGUUCAAAAAAGUCAGAAGUGUCAAGAAAUGUACAAAAAUUACAACGAUUCCAUCCAGCUCUGUGUGGGAAAUCCCAAGGAGAAGAAAGCUACAGCUGAGAGUGAUUCCGGGGGACCCUUUGUGUGUCACAAUGUGGUCCAGGGCAUUGUAAGCCAACACCAUUGUACUGGGGAUCUUCCCGAGGUAUACACCAGAAUCUCAAGCUUUAUUCCUUGGAUUCAGAAAAUGAUGAAAAUCCUUCAACAACCCUAGAAGAUAAACCCUGUGUCUGGGCUGGUGUCCCACAUCCUGGC
Messenger RNA from Chionomys nivalis (European snow vole), 659 nucleotides. Its product is annotated as mast cell protease 8-like. Gene Ontology annotation, cellular component: intracellular membrane-bounded organelle; cytoplasm. The coding region runs from base 1 to 618 and encodes 205 amino acids. Lineage: Eukaryota; Metazoa; Chordata; Mammalia; Rodentia; Cricetidae. The record is from RefSeq and is a predicted model, not a curated record. The transcript is spliced from 4 exons. Gene Ontology annotation, biological process: proteolysis. Gene Ontology annotation, molecular function: serine-type endopeptidase activity.